AAUGUGGCAACGCUGCUAGCCGGUGUUUACUGUUGUUUACUCAGGAAGAUGGCACAGUGGAACACUGCUAGUGUCGCUUACAGGGAAGUGAUCAUCCUUUCAUUUUGUUCAGUGGGAUCGUUUGCCACGUACCCAAAGUUCUCGUGAAGGAUACUGGAUUUUUUUUUCUUUUUGUUAUUCAGGAAACCAUGAAAGGCCUCGAAAACACUCAAAUGGAGGAACUGUUGAAGGAGAGCAGUGUGAACAAACAGUCUGGUUUGAGUGGUGUGGGUCUGGCAUUGGUUGGUGUGACAGGAGGGGCAGCUGUUGCCCUAAGCAUCAUUGCAGCACCCUUUGUCACCCCUGCCCUCAGGAAGGUGUGCUUACCUUUUGUCCCAGCCACAAGUCAACAAGUGAGGAAUGUGCUGAUAGGUCUCAAAGGACGCUCCGGUCGAUUGGUGGAUCUCGGCAGUGGGGAUGGCAGAAUUGUUGUGGCAGCUGCUUGUCAGGCUCAGCUGAAGGCUGUUGGGGUGGAGCUGAAUCCAUGGCUUGUGUGGUAUUCACGAUGGGCUGCUUGGCGGGCAGGAGUGGCUGCCUCCACCUCCUUUGUCACCCGAGACUUGUGGCGGCUUGACCUGAGGGACUACCAGAAUAUUGUCAUCUUUGGAGUGGAGGAGAUGAUGCUAGACCUUGAGUCAAAACUGUCACAAGAAUUAACACAAGACAGUUUAGUCAUUGCCUGCCGUUUCCCACUCCCAUCUUGGAAACCUGCUGCCACUAUAGGACAUGGCUUAGACUCAGUGUGGCUCUAUUAUAGACCACCUGAGGCCACACAGCAAACUAAGGAAGCUCCAGAACUCCUUAAAUCAUAUUCUUAUAAGGCAAGGUAGCAUUAGUUUUUGCUGCCCUCCACUCGCCUCACUUUAGGUGCUUGAAUGGUACUGUUGGUAAGGAACUCAACAGUGUAAAGAUUGAUGACUUGUGUGUAAGUGGAGUGGAAAGGUUGAUCACAGUACAGUAUUACAUCUUUCAGGUGACAUGAUUUUGUAGGAGUUAGUGCCUUUGCCUUAGUCAGAAUUCUUAGCUAGGUGGAGACAGUUUUGGUCAUGUUUCCUUUUAUGCUAUUAGCUCCUUGCCAGUACAUUCUAAGCCAGUGUAAUGGGAUAUCUGGCCUCUCCUGUAGUUGACUUAUCUUUACUGAUGCUGAUGAAGUUCAUCUUAUCAGCCUUGUCUUCAUUAUAGGUGGAUAUAGAAUGCAAAUUUAAGCAACAUCCUGACACGGGCAAAUGGUAACUGUUUUGCCACAACCACUCUCUUGAGGGCAUUCUAAGGAACAGACAUUAAAAGUGAAUAGGUAGUUACACUUGCAUGAAUUUUUUUUCUUUACAGUUAUGACCUUGAAUGCAGAUUGUGACUGACUGGGAAAAUACAGACUUGUCAGAAAUAUCCUUAGUCUCCCAUCAUGCUAGCAUUCCACAACCACCAAGUGUAUCUUAUCCACCUGCCUGUCUGGAGAUGGAGUGUCCUCUAUAUUUUUUCAGGUAACAAUGCUAAUAAGGCAGUGUUGAGGGACUGUACAGGAAGUUGUAAGUGGUGUAUUUUUUAUGGGUGGACAAUACAUAGGAUAGUUUUAAUUACCAUCUCAAUCACCAUUAGAAGUGAUUGUAUAGGAGGAAACUGCAUUAUGGCCUGGAAAAAAUUAUAAUCAUUGUGCAUGCUCUCUCUUUUAGCCAGUGACAUUUAAUUUCUAGCUGUUGCAUCCAGGGUCAUCAGUGUGUAGAAAGGAAAAGAAUGGCAACAGGGAAUCAGUUGGAGAUGGCAAUUUUUAUUGCAUUUAGUAUUACUGAAUACAGCAGGAGAUGAGUGUCCUAUAGUGUGCUAGUGAAAGCAGUUUUAACUACUGUAUAUAAUUUUUGGGUUUCACAAAACUGUGCUUGUCUAUCAAAUUAUAAGCAUUUUAUCAAUAGAAAAUAUAUUACACAAA
Messenger RNA from Scylla paramamosain (green mud crab), 1963 nucleotides. RefSeq names its product ATP synthase subunit C lysine N-methyltransferase-like. Bases 189 to 869 code for a protein of 226 amino acids. NCBI's taxonomy places the organism in Eukaryota, Metazoa, Arthropoda, Malacostraca, Decapoda, Portunidae. Gene Ontology annotation, molecular function: protein-lysine N-methyltransferase activity. The record is from RefSeq and is a predicted model, not a curated record. The transcript has 5 exons. Gene Ontology annotation, cellular component: mitochondrion. Gene Ontology annotation, biological process: peptidyl-lysine trimethylation; positive regulation of proton-transporting ATP synthase activity, rotational mechanism; regulation of mitochondrial ATP synthesis coupled proton transport.